CGGGGCCUGGGUGCGGGGCGGGCGGCGGCGAGCAGCCGGAGGAGAAAGAACAUGGCGGGCGCAGCGGGGCCCCGGGCUGCCCCGGGGGCAGCGGGCGGAGAUGGAGACGAUUCGCUGUAUCCGAUUGCGGUUUUAAUCGACGAGCUUCGCAAUGAGGACGUGCAGCUCCGUCUCAAUAGUAUUAAGAAGUUAUCAACUAUUGCUCUAGCACUUGGGGUAGAAAGGACUCGGACUGAACUGCUGCCCUUCCUUACAGAUACUAUUUAUGAUGAAGAUGAGGUGCUGUUGGCUCUUGCUGAGCAGCUAGGAAACUUCACUGGUCUGGUGGGAGGUCCUGACUUUGCCCACUGUCUGCUGCCUCCCUUGGAAAGCCUGGCGACUGUGGAAGAGACUGUUGUUCGAGAUAAGGCGGUGGAGUCCCUGAGGCAGAUCUCCCAGGAGCAUACUCCUGUCGCUCUAGAAGCUCACUUUGUACCUCUGGUGAAACGCCUGGCGAGUGGGGAUUGGUUCACCUCUCGCACAUCUGCAUGUGGUCUGUUCAGCGUUUGUUAUCCCAGGGCUUCAAAUGCUGUCAAAGCAGAAAUUAGACAGCACUUCCGUUCCCUGUGCUCAGAUGAUACACCAAUGGUACGACGGGCUGCUGCUUCCAAAUUGGGUGAAUUUGCAAAAGUGUUGGAACUAGACAGUGUGAAAACUGAAAUUGUUCCAUUGUUCACUAAUCUAGCUUCAGAUGAACAGGAUUCUGUGCGCCUGCUAGCUGUGGAGGCUUGUGUCAGUAUCGCUCAAUUAUUGUCUCAGGAUGACCUUGAGGCCUUGGUAAUACCUAUACUUCGGCAAGCAGCAGAAGAUAAAUCUUGGCGAGUUCGAUAUAUGGUAGCUGACAAAUUUUCAGAGCUCCAGAAAGCUGUGGGUCCUAAAAUCACUCUGAAUGAUCUCAUCCCCGCCUUUCAGAGCCUUCUUAAAGAUUGUGAAGCUGAAGUCCGAGCAGCUGCUGCCCACAAAGUCAAAGAACUUUGUGAAAACUUGCCCACUGAAGGUAGAGAAGCCAUAAUUGUGAAUCAAAUUCUGCCCUAUAUAAAGGAAUUAGUAUCUGAUACCAAUCAACAUGUCAAAUCAGCUCUAGCUUCUGUAAUUAUGGGAUUAUCUACGAUUUUGGGCAAAGAGAAUACCAUCGAACAUCUUCUGCCUCUCUUUUUAGCUCAGUUAAAGGAUGAGUGUCCUGAAGUCCGUUUGAAUAUCAUCUCUAAUUUGGAUUGUGUAAAUGAAGUGAUUGGAAUCCGUCAGCUCUCACAGUCUCUCCUUCCUGCCAUAGUGGAACUGGCUGAAGAUGCCAAGUGGAGAGUCCGCCUGGCCAUCAUUGAGUAUAUGCCACUGCUGGCGGGCCAGCUGGGUGUGGAGUUUUUUGAUGAAAAGCUCAAUUCUCUAUGUAUGGCCUGGCUUGUGGAUCAUGUGUAUGCCAUCCGGGAAGCUGCCACUAACAACCUCAUGAAAUUAGUCCAGAAGUUUGGUACAGAGUGGGCCCAAAAUACCAUUGUCCCUAAAGUGUUAGUAAUGGCAAAUGAUCCUAAUUACUUACACAGAAUGACCACUUUAUUUUGCAUUAAUGCACUCUCUGAAGCCUGUGGUCAGGAAAUAACCACUAAGCAAAUGCUGCCCAUCGUGUUGAAAAUGGCAGGAGACCAAGUAGCAAAUGUUCGUUUCAAUGUAGCCAAAUCACUACAAAAAAUUGGACCAAUUCUAGAUACUGAUGCCUUGCAGGGGAAAGUGAAGCCGGUGCUACAGAAGUUAGGUCAGGAUGAAGACAUGGACGUCAAAUAUUUUGCACAGGAAGCUAUAAGUGUUCUUGCCUUGGCAUAAAGAGGAACAGGAGGGAAAAGCCUUUAUUAAAUUCUUAACACAGAUUUCUAGUCAAUGUUUCUUAAACUGGGUGGAGAAAAAUGGAAACCUUCAAGAUCUCAUCCAAGCAAAUGGCAACAACUUAGAAGAAAUCAAAUUUCAGUGACUUGGUUCUUUCUGAACAUGAAAUGAGACUGAUUUAUAGUUUAUCUCUGUUGGGGGAGCUUUAAAGCCAUUCUUAAUGACAGUUCCUCCUCCUACCUCUGCAGUCGUCUCUUGAGUGUCUCCCAGUGCUUUGUCCAGCACCAUCUAGGCAUCUGUCCUCCUCCCUUUGGAAUCAGACCCAGCUACUAAUAUUCUCGCAAAGCCUGGAUGGAUUUGGACCCCGACAUGGAGUGGAGUGAUUCUCUGAUUGUUUACACUUAUCUGUGCCUCUCCCAUCAUUCCAAAGUUAAAUGUAAAUGCUUUAGAAUAACUUAUUUUAUAAUUUUGUAUUUGGGAGAUGAUACUGAGAUUUGACUGUAGUGAAAGCCACAUCUUCCUGGAUUAUGAUGGUCUGUAUCUGUGUCUCACAUGAAAGAAGAAUGGUGAAGCUCAGGGUUAAUGCAGUGGUUUUGGUUUUUAUUUGCUCAGUUUUAACUGUAAUCAUGUCAUGCAGAACCCUGAAGUGGAUAUAUCUUGCUGCUGCUGUGUGAUAUUGAAACCUAAUAAUUUCAGCAGUUUCAAUGGCUCAGCAGUGACUGCCUUCAAAACUUCUCUUAGGAGAGACUUUAUGCCUCCUACUAAGUUGUAGUUCUGUUGUUUCAUUGUAAAAUUUUGUGUUUCCCACUCUGCCUGUGCUUUCAGCAAUGUUAGCAUUUUGCUUUUCCACGUUGUGCAGUAGUUCUCUCAAGUGAAGUUUCCUUUUUUUUUUUGGUAUGGGUGAAGCUGGAAUCUUGAAAUAUUUUUUCUACUUUUGUAGCAAAACCUCAUUAAUUUGUCCUAAAGUUUAAGGUAAUAGGUUAAGGUAAAGGGUUUGCUGAAGCAAAUUAAUAAUAGAUACAGAAGGCUGGCUGACACUGAAACAGCCUUGAAGCUGUCUUAGAAAGCGCCCAUGUCUCAGUGGGCCUGCGGAUUACCAAUCACCCCAUUCAGUCCUAUCCAUGAGGGUCUCCAAGAGGUUUUUUUCAGAUGAAUUCUGCAUGCUUAUCCUUUAUAUAUAUUUGUAUUUCAUAGAAGCUUUAAAUAUUUUUCUUACAAAUGUAUAUAUUUUGUCUAACAGAUUUUCCUCGUCACCAGUGGAUUAGUUAGUGAGGUUUACUGCAGUUUAUUUUUUUCAUGGUGCACCUCACCAUGUAGUUUGCUGUUUCCGUUUUGGGUUCUGAAUUUUUGAUUUCAUUCAUAACCUCUUUUGAAUCUAACAAGCCCUGUUCUGUUUUGUGAAGGCCCAAAGAUACUUAAAGAACUUUGUUCAUUUAACAGUUAUAUAAAACCAAGUUUGAGUAAAUGCUUUUAAGUUUAUCUUACCUUAGAAAAACAGAACAGAAAAUUUAAAUCAGAUUGUCUGCUUAUAUUUGAAAGCGCUGGAUUAUCUUGUAAGUUUCCAUUUUAUGAGUUCAGGGCCAAGGAUUAAAUAGUUCCCUAAACAAUAAUAUUCUCAUUUCCGUGUCUUAAACUAUUAUGCUGUAAACAUGCGAAUUUUAGUUUUGUGCUUGUUUUUUGUGUUACCUGCAGGUCAUAUUUCUCUUUAUUGAAUUUCAUAUUUGAGAGAUUAUUGUCUUCAUUUUGACUAUGCUUUACCUUUGGUUAAAAAUGUCACACCAUAUUCAUUUUGGGAUAAACUUCUAAAAUGCCCUUGUCCCCACACUCCUUAAGCCGCUCUGUCAAAGACUGUCGAAGGGAAGAGAGUGUAGACCCUUGCUUUCUCAAAUAUGGGUCACAGAGCACAGCAGGCCUGUUUCUUGGGUGACCCUUAGAAACUUCAUUUAGAAACUCCAUUAUUUCUCCCUGACAUAAAUAAUGUGAAAUUCUUUUUUCACUGCAUAGGAAUUGCCAUUUGGCUUAUAACUUGGCUAUUUUCUCCACAUACUAGUUUUCCCUGGAUGAGCUCUAGGAGCUCUGUGAGGCAGGUUUUGUCUGUUUUGUGUUGUAUCACCAUUGCCUACAUCAAUGUCUGGUGUAUACAGUCGGCGCUUAAUAAAAAUGUGUUCACUGAGUGGA
Molecule: messenger RNA, 4035 nt
Organism: Nannospalax galili (Upper Galilee mountains blind mole rat)
Lineage: Eukaryota; Metazoa; Chordata; Mammalia; Rodentia; Spalacidae
Gene: Ppp2r1b
Product: protein phosphatase 2 scaffold subunit Abeta
Exons: 15
Coding region: 52-1857 (601 amino acids)
Biological process (GO): protein dephosphorylation
Cellular component (GO): cytoplasm; protein phosphatase type 2A complex
Molecular function (GO): protein phosphatase regulator activity; protein binding
Source: RefSeq, a predicted model, not a curated record